UCUUCCUCAUCCCCUCCACUGGGGGCUGAGGAAGGAAAGGGCUCAAGGAGCAAGGUUUAUUUUUAGAGAAGCCCCUUGCUCCCUUCCUGAAGAUGGGGGUGAGGCAGGAGGAGGCCUGGCUCCCCUCACCGUGGGGCUGUUUUCUGUAUCUGUUGACCCAGAGGCCAGGAUGGUGAAGGAGUGGCUGUCUCUCACCAAGGGGUGCCCAGUCGGGGAGAGCAAAGUUGAAGACUGUGGCCACUCUGAGCAAGCCACAGGACUCUUCAUAUUUGCUGUUAGUCUCAGUGUCCUCCUUGGGUGGAGGCCCCCUUGGGCCCAAAAGCCUGGAGGCUCUUACAGUCACUUCCUUCCUGAUUCUUCCCUCCCUGGAUGUGGAGCCCCUUGGAGGGGCCGCAGCGCAAGCAGCGGCGGGUGCUUCCUGCCAUUGUCUGUGACAGGCCUUGCUAAGGUCACAUCUCCUAGGGAGGAAGAGCACUAAUGACAGUGGCAGGACCUCAGACCACAAUAGCAACUGACACACACUUUCCGCCCCCCCACGCUGGCCUCUCUGCCUUCCUGCGCGCGAAAGAAGGGGCCCUCUCUCCAGCACCCACGGAGCUUCACCUGCUGGUCUUGGCUUUCUUCUCCCCUCCUCUCCGGCUCCACCCCUGAUGAAGGGGUCCUUGGUGAGUUUUGUCAUGGUGAUUUAAGGAACCUCACCUAGAAGUGUCCAGCUUGCAGUUCCCAUCAACGGGAAGGCCUGGUCUCCAAGAUGAUCAUAAAGGAAUACCGGAUCCCUCUGCCGAUGACCGUGGAGGAGUACCGCAUCGCCCAGCUGUACAUGAUCCAGAAGAAGAGCCGCAACGAGACAUAUGGCGAAGGCAGCGGUGUGGAGAUCCUGGAGAACCGGCCGUACUCAGACGGCCCCGGCGGUUCCGGCCAGUACACGCACAAGGUGUACCAUGUGGGCAUGCACAUCCCGGGCUGGUUCCGCUCCAUCCUGCCCAAAGCAGCCCUGCGGGUGGUGGAAGAGUCCUGGAACGCCUAUCCCUACACCCGGACCAGGUUCACGUGCCCUUUCGUGGAGAAAUUCUCCAUUGACAUCGAGACGUUUUAUAAAACAGAUGCUGGAGAAAACUCCAAUGUGUUCAGCCUCUCUCCUGUGGAAAAGAACCAGCUGACGAUCGACUUCAUUGACAUCGUGAAGGACUCAGUCCCCGCCAGUGAGUAUAAGACAGAAGAGGACCCCAAGCUGUUCCACUCCACCAAGACCCAGCGGGGGCCCCUGUCUGACAACUGGAUCGAGGAGUACAAGAAGCACGUCUUUCCCAUCAUGUGCGCCUACAAGCUCUGCAAGGUGGAAUUCCGCUACUGGGGUAUGCAGUCCAAGAUCGAGAGGUUCAUCCAUGACACCGGCCUGCGGAGGGUGAUGGUGCGGGCCCACCGGCAGGCCUGGUGCUGGCAGGACGAGUGGUACGGCCUGAGCAUGGAGAACAUCCGGGAGUUGGAGAAGGAGGCGCAGCUCAUGCUCUCCCGCAAGAUGGCCCAGUUCAGCGAUGAUGACGAUGAGACCACGGAGCUCUCCAGGGAAGAAGCCACCCAGGACCAGGCCUCUGGGGAGCCUGUGGAGCCCAGCAGCAACAAUGGGGAGCCCCUGGCAGGGAGGGGCCUGAAGAAGCAGUGGUCCACGUCCUCCAAGUCAUCCCGGUCAUCCAAGCGAGGAACGAGUCCUUCUCGCCACAGCAUCUCAGAGUGGAGAAUGCAGAGUAUCGCCAGGGACUCAGACGAGAGCUCGGACGAUGAGUUCUUUGAUGCCCACGAGGACUUGUCUGACUCGGAGGACAUAUUCCCUAAAGACAUCAGCAAGUGGAACUCCAACGACCUCAUGGACAAAAUCGAAAGCCCAGAGCCAGAAGAUGCACAGGAAGGCCUGUAUCGGCAGAACACCCCCGGGUUCAGGGUGGCCUCCAGCGUGGAGCAGCUGAACAUGAUCGAGGACGAGGUCAGCCAGCCUCUGGCCGUGCCGCCCUCCAAGGUGCACGUGUUGCUGCUGCUGCUGCACGGGGGCACCAUCCUGGACACAGGCGCUGGGGACCCCAGCUCCAAGCAGGGCGACGCCAACACCAUUGCCACCGUGUUUGACACGGUCAUGCGUGUGCACUACCCCAGCGCCCUGGGCCGCCUUGCCAUCCGCCUGGUGCCCUGCCCGCCCAUCUGCUCCGACGCCUUUGCCCUCGUCUCCAGCCUCAGCCCCUACAGUCACGAUGAAGGCUGUCUGUCCAGCAGCCAGGACCACAUUCCCCUGGCUGCACUGCCCCUGCUGGCCACCUCCUCGCCCCAGUACCAGGAGGCAGUUGCCACGGUGAUCCAGAGGGCCAACCUCGCCUACGGGGACUUCAUCAAGUCCCAGGAGGGCAUGACCUUCAGUGGGCAGGUUUGCCUGAUCGGGGACUGUGUUGGGGGCAUCCUGGCCUUUGACGCCUUGUGCCACAGCAGCCAGGCCGUGUCCGAGAGCCAGAGCAGCAGCCGCCGGGGCAGCGUGGUCAGCGUGCAGGACACUGACCUGCUGUCCCCGGGAAUCCUGGUGAAUGCGGCACACUGCUGCACUGGUGGCGGCAGCGGGGGCUCCAGCCUGGAGAACAGCCGGCAACUAAGCCGCAGCAACAUCGACAUCCCCCGCAGCAACGGCGCCGAGGACCCCAAGAGGCAGCUGCCCCGAAAGAGGAGCGACUCGUCCACCUAUGAGAUGGACACCAUCCAGCAGCACCAGGCCUUCCUGUCCAGCCUCCAUGCCACUGUGCUGAGGACAGACCCUGGCACCCGGCACUCAAGCAGCUCCACCAUGCUGGAAGGUGCGGGGGCCCUGGGCAAGUUUGACUUCGAGAUCGCCGACCUCUUCCUCUUUGGGUGCCCGCUGGGGCUGGUCCUGGCCUUGAGGAAGACUGUCAUCCCCACCCUGGACGUUUUCCAGCUGCGGCCCGCCUGCCAGCAAGUUUACAACCUGUUCCAUCCCGCGGACCCAUCGGCCUCCCGCCUGGAGCCACUGCUGGAGCGCCACUUCCACGCCCUGCCACCCUUCAGCAUCCCCCGCUACCAGCGCUACCCGCUGGGGGACGGCUGCUCCACGCUGCUGGUCGAGAGCGUGCAGAGACACCCCGAGCUGGUCCUGGAGGGCAGCCCCCUGGGCACCCUCCCGCCCGGGGACGGCUUCCUGGAAACCAGUAUCCCUGUGCCCGCACCCUCCUGGCAGGACGCCCCCCGCCAGAGCCUGGGCUGUGCUGAGUCGGAUGCCCUUCAGACCCACACCACCGUCUUCCAAGAGAUCACUGCCCCCUCAUCGCCCGGCACGGUGCCCCCCAGCCGCGGCUUCCGCCGAGCGAGCGAAAUCAGCAUCGCCAGCCAGGUGUCGGGCAUGGCGGAGAGCUACACAGCAUCCAGCAUCGCCCAGAAGGCCCCAGCACCGCUCAGCCACACCCCCAGCGUCAGGCGCCUGUCCCUGCUCGCCCUUCCUCCCCCAUCCCGCAACACCCCUGGUCCCCGCCCUCAGGCCAGGCAGCCGAGCCCCAGCCUGGAGAGGGCCCCUUGCCUCCCAGACUUGGACAUCGGAGAAGUUGCAGCCAAGUGGUGGGGCCAGAAGCGGAUUGACUAUGCACUGUAUUGCCCGGACGCCCUGACGGCCUUCCCCACAGUGGCCCUGCCCCACCUCUUCCAUGCCAGCUACUGGGAGUCCACCGACGUAGUUUCCUUCCUGCUGAGACAGGUCAUGCGGCAUGACAGUUCCAGCGUCUUGGAGCUAGAUGGCAAGGAGGUGUCGGUGUUCACCCCCUCCAAGCCAAGGGAGAAGUGGCAACGCAAGAGGACCCAUGUGAAGCUGCGGAACGUGACAGCCAAUCACCGGAUCAAUGAUGCUGUGGCCAAUGAGGACGGCCCGCAGGUCCUGACUGGCCGGUUCAUGUAUGGGCCUCUGGACAUGGUCACCCUGACCGGAGAGAAGGUGGAUGUGCACAUCAUGACACAGCCGCCCUCAGGCGAGUGGCUAUACCUGGACACGCUGGUGACCAACAGCAGUGGGCGUGUCUCCUACACCCUCCCCGAGACCCACCGCCUGGGUGUGGGUGUCUACCCCAUCAAGAUGGUCGUCAGGGGGGACCACACGUUUGCCGACAGCUACAUCACCGUGCUGCCUAAGGGCACGGAGUUUGUGGUCUUCAGCAUUGACGGCUCCUUUGCCGCCAGCGUCUCCAUCAUGGGCAGUGACCCCAAGGUGCGGGCCGGGGCUGUGGAUGUGGUGCGGCACUGGCAGGACCUGGGCUACCUCAUCAUAUAUGUGACGGGCCGGCCGGACAUGCAGAAGCAGCGAGUGGUGGCCUGGCUGGCCCAGCACAACUUCCCCCACGGCGUGGUGUCCUUCUGUGAUGGCCUGGUGCACGACCCACUUCGGCACAAGACCAACUUCCUGAAGCUGCUCAUUUCGGAGCUGCACCUGCGCGUGCACGCGGCCUACGGCUCCACCAAGGACGUGGCGGUCUACAGCGCCAUCAGCCUGUCCCCCAUGCAGAUCUACAUAGUGGGGCGUCCCACCAAGAAGCUGCAGCACCAGUGCCAGUUCAUCACGGACGGCUACGCGGCCCACCUGGCGCAGCUCAAGUACAACCACCGGGCGCGGCCGGCCCGCAACGCGGCCACGCGCAUGGCGCUUCGCAAGGGCAGCUUCGGCCUGCCGGGCCAGGGCGACUUCCUGCGUUCCCGGAACCACCUGCUCCGCACCAUCUCGGCGCAGCCGGGCGGGGCCGGCCUCCGGCACGAGCGGACACAGAGCCAGGUGGACAGCGAGCGCGACCAGCGCGACCAGCGCAGCGUGAGCGUGGCCGCCGGCUGCUGGGGCCGCGCGGUGGCCAGCCGGCUGGAGCCGGGUGCGCCCUCCGGCCCCAAGUAGGGCGUCCGCGAGCCGCGUGGUCUCCAUGGUGCUAGGGCCAGGCACCGCCCAGCUGGGAGGCCCGGCCGGGUUACAGGGCAGUCGCUGGGGGGGCAGCCUGGGGGCUUGUCCCGGCCGGCGGGGACACUGGCCUCCGCCGCCCUGCGUCAGGUCUUGGGAUAGGACGGGUCCCAGCUCGGCCACGGAGACACGCACCCUGCAUCGACUUCGGGCGUCCGCCGCCGGUCCCCGGGUCCGCGCCCACGUGGCAGCAGCGCCCGCGGGAUGUCGCCGCUCCCUGUGCCCUGGAGUUACUCGACUGGCCGACGUCACCGGUUUCGCACUGACUUCGGAGCGCGGAGCCCGGGCGCCGCCCACGGCGCAGACGCAAGGAUGUGCACGAGCCCCCGAGUUGGCGAUGCGGGACUGUGAGCCGGGAGAAUGCAGGGCGCAGAGCCCCGCGCAGCAGGCAGGAGGCCGGAUCCUGGUUUCUGCUGCCCGUCCGCCCGCGGGCCCGCCAGGCCCGGAGCCCGAGCUGGUGCCCACCUGCCCCCGCGGCGCGGAGCCGCCGUCCACCAAGGCCCCACGCCGCGGCCCUGCCCGCGUUUCUACGCCUUUCUACUUCUCAACUCUGAUUUCUAUGAGGUUUUUUUAAACAAGCAAACCUUGGCUGCUUCCUUUUCUUAACUUUCCUUACCGAGCGCAGCCCCUCCACGUGAGAACACCCAGCACUGUGACGGAGACCCGUAGGGUUGGGGUCCCGAGCCCGGUGGGCCCCGCCCUGCACGCGGGGGCGUGGCUCCCGGCCUUCUCGGCCCCUGUGAAGCACUGAAUUUCUACUCGGGUGUGGGGGGACACACUUAGGUUUUUUUUAAUGCCAAUUCCGUUUUGAUGCCGAAUCUAAGAAGCCACAACUCGCUUCAUUAGCUUAAUGAGGGCGGCAGCCGCGACUUGUCUCCCACCUGGAGAAGGACCCUGCUCUGCUUGCUGGGCCUGGGCACCCGUCCCGGCGGCCCUCUGCUUCUCCAUUUGCGCACCUGUCUCCACCUACGUCCAUGUGCGGGAGGCCACCCGGCCUCGGCCAGCUGCCCAGUGGCCAGGUUCAGUCCCUGAGAAGCUGCCUCCAGUGAGGACGGGGCCGGAGGACUGUGGGCUGGGCCAUGGAGGUGCACGGAUGGAGUUCCCAUUUUCCCGUGUGUAGAUAUGUACAGCCGUAGGGGUGGUGUAAAUGUUCCGCCAAAGUGGGUCUCCACAGAGUGAAAGCUAUUUAUUUUGUGCAGAGAAAAAUGUCUGGAGGGAUGGAACCUUCAGGGUUUAUUCAUAUUUAAGAUGUAGCUUUUUGUCGUUUUGGGUGUCGUGUAUAAAGCAAAGACGCUUUUAUGGACCAAGUUUUAAUGUAACUGUUGCAGCAGAAGUGCAGUAUCUGACUCCCCUCUGCUCCCCAGCGGGAACUAGCUCGGCCCGACAAUCAGCCCCGCGACGGGCCCCUGUGGCCAGUGCCUCCUUCUUAUCGGUCCCAUGUUACCCUGUCUUGCCUCCUGCCUAGGUGACCAGCUAUCUGGAGAAGCACCUGGAAGAGAGUCUUGGGCCCACCUGCAAUAAAGGCCGGGGGCCUCCUGGCCCAGGGGGCCAGAUGGUCAGGGGUUUGGCCUUGCCCCUGGGACAGCGGCUGCCCCACGCGGCUCCCAACCCUGCCUGCCUGCCCAACAGCCAUGCCAAGGACAACAGCAAUAGUCCCCUGGGUCUCUCCCAGCGGCCCGCAGCCAUAGAUGGCCAGAUGGGCAGCACACCCUGGCCGCCAUGAUCUGUAUCCAGGCCUGCUUUCCGCCUUGUGGCACAUUCUCCUGAGGAAGCACCCAUUUUUUCAGAAACCAAGAGAGGGAGGGCAGAGUCCUCUAAAAAUACCAAAAAUGUUUACAGCGUUGGGUACUGAGCCACCUAGCUCAGGCCUGACGAGUCAUAACCAAAGGGUGAAGCGGGCCUCUGCUGACUGCCACCUGCCCAGGCCUGUUAGAGUAGAAGCCUUACCCCCUCCCCCAGACCCAAGAUGGAGCCCCAGCCCGCGGCCCCCGGACCCCACCACCUGCCUUUCAUUUCUAAAGUGCAACUCAGCAGAGGCCCCCACCCGCCCCUCCUGGCUUGUCUUCACGUCUCCGCCCCUCCUGUCUGUCCCUGUGCCAUCUGUAUCUCUGGGCCAGUGUGUGAGCCGUGUCCUGCCUCACCCCGCCCACCCUGGCUGUCCUUGCACCGUCAGGCCUGCGUGUGCUCUGCGUAGUGUCAUUGUAUGUUACACCAAUUAAACAAGCAGGAAGGCUUC
Loxodonta africana (African savanna elephant) is the source of this 7211-nucleotide messenger RNA. RefSeq names its product phosphatidylinositol transfer protein membrane associated 2 (gene PITPNM2). The record is from RefSeq and is a predicted model, not a curated record. Gene Ontology annotation, cellular component: cytoplasm. NCBI's taxonomy places the organism in Eukaryota, Metazoa, Chordata, Mammalia, Proboscidea, Elephantidae. The transcript is spliced from 26 exons. Gene Ontology annotation, molecular function: phosphatidylcholine intramembrane carrier activity; phosphatidylinositol transfer activity; metal ion binding. Gene Ontology annotation, biological process: phospholipid transport. Bases 752 to 4915 code for a protein of 1387 amino acids.